Tigriopus californicus is the source of this 3354-nucleotide messenger RNA. Its product is annotated as cGMP-dependent protein kinase, isozyme 1-like. NCBI's taxonomy places the organism in Eukaryota, Metazoa, Arthropoda, Copepoda, Harpacticoida, Harpacticidae. Gene Ontology annotation, molecular function: ATP binding; cGMP-dependent protein kinase activity. The record is from RefSeq and is a predicted model, not a curated record. The transcript has 17 exons. The coding region runs from base 1032 to 3164 and encodes 710 amino acids. Gene Ontology annotation, biological process: protein phosphorylation.
UGUUUAAAUUUAUUCAAUCAUCAGCCAAGUUCUACCACUAAUUAUCUGUUAGCUUUCCUUUGAAGAAUCUACGCAAAGAAUCAACGCAACAGAUUUGCAGUUGCUCACCACAAGCUUAUUUGCAGCUAUUGGUCAUGAUGAAGCCGGAACCUUUAUGUAAUAACUUGCGUUUGGCGCACCUUUUCCCCUUCAAGAACGGAUCCACGGAUCGAGUGAAGGACCGACUGACUGACUGACUGAAUGCCUGACUGACUGGUGAGCUCGUUUGUUUGUGAGUGUGCCCAUGCUUUCCCUCAUGAUUUGUUACAAUCAACGAAAGAUUAUUUCCCCCUCUCUCGUUCUCUCUCACUCGCUUAGUCAGUCAGUCAGUCGCUGGCUUGCUCGUUCACCUCCAGACGAAUGAAAUCAACCUCAUCACAGCAGUGCCUGAACGGAAAUAAAUCCGUCCCAAUAACAACAAUCAUUUGAGAUCGGCUGGCACAUUAUUCCUCCUUCAGGACUCGGUGACUGAUCUCCUACUUUGACCAUGGAAGGUUGACACUCGACCACGGUGUGAUUGGUGUCUGUGUGAGGCUAUUUUUCGCCUUCAAAACAAGAACUCUGCUGACUGUCAAUUUCAGAAAUCUGGCCAAUCUCCUUCUAGAUAUCCAUUGGCGAGCAACCAAACUCGCGUUGGAAAUACUCCAUUCCGGACUUGCUGACAGGUCUUGCAAUUAUUUUUGAAGAACAAAAAGCGGACGAGAAAAGCGGUCAAGAUUGGUGUGAUCAUAGGAAAGCCGUUUAAAGUCUCUGUCUCUUCCAAGUCCUCCAGUUCUUCCACAUCCUCGUCUUCAUCUUCUGGAGUGUCUUCCUUGGGAAACAGUUCAUUGGGAAAAUCUUCCAACCUUCCCGACAUCAAAGAUUCAUUUGGGAGGCCAAAUACUGGAGGCCAUUUUCUUCAUGUGAUUCCACCCAUCAAAGAUCUAGAGGACGACUUACCUUCAUCUAUAAGAUCGCAAAGUGCCUUUCUGAGUCCCAAAAUCCAAUUCAUCAUGACCAAAUCGCGAAACUCGGACGAUGCAGAUGUGCUCAAGGGUUUCAUCUCAGACCUCGAGAAUGAGCUCAAGGACAAAUCCGUCUCUUGUGCCACUUUCGAGGCCGAGAUCCGGUCCCUUCAGAGGAAGUUAGCCAAGAAAGAUGCCGAAAUACUCAAACAACAACGAGAACUUCACAAGCUCAAGAGUGUCCUUCAGCAAGCCUCGAGUAUUAUGUCUACGGGAGAUGACCACCUCUUGACCACCAUCCAAGAGCAAUACUCAAUGUCUGGUCAGCUCUCGUUGGCCAAGAAACAGGGUGUCUCAGGAAAGAGCUUGGACCCCGGGAAGUCCGUCAACAUCCCGAAGGUGGACAAAGACUUCCGCUCCAAGCAAUUGAUUAAGGAGGCUUUGACGGAAAAUGAUUUCCUCACCAACUUGUCUCCAUCUCAAAUGCGUGAGGUGGUGGAUUAUAUGGAACUUCAAAAGGUUCCUGCUGGCAGCUAUGUCAUUCGAGAAGGAGACUCUGGAUCCCAUCUGUAUGUAUCCAUGGAGGGUGAAUAUGAGGUCAUCAAAGAGGGCAAGGUCUUGGGUCGAUUAGGAGUGGGCAAGGCGUUUGGCGAAUUGGCCAUUUUGUACAAUUGCAAAAGAACUGCAUCAAUUAAAGCCAUAACCCAGGGUGAAGUAUGGGCUCUAGAGCGGACCGUGUUUCAGCAGAUCAUGAUGGCCACUGGAAUGCAGAAGCUGCAGGAUCAGCUCAAAUUUUUGCGAACUGUUCCACUCCUCUCAGCUAUGACAGAUGAUCAAUUGCUACGAUUAUCCAACGCCUUUGAAAUGACAACAUUCCCCAGAGGAAGUUACAUUAUCCGCCAAGGGACUAGUGGUGACACGUUCUACAUCAUCAGUGAGGGCAAAGUCAAAGUCACAAAGCGUCAAGAAGGAAAGAGAGAUGAAGAAGAGAUUCGAUCCUUGAGCCGCGGGGACUACUUUGGCGAACAAGCUCUCUUGAAAACUGAAUAUCGCACGGCAAAUGUUGUGGCUGAUUCGGAAGAGGUGGAUUGCUUGGCCUUUGACAGAGAGUCUUUCUUCCAAUUGGUGGGGGCCUUGGAUGAAUUGAGAGACAAAGAGUAUGCAGACGAACGACCAAGACCGCGGGGUAUCAAGGCCAUUGAAGAUAAGAAAGUCUCCAAAGAGUACGCCAGUGUUACCUUGAACGAUUUGGAAGUAAUUGCAACCUUGGGAGUGGGCGGGUUCGGUCGAGUGGAACUGGUUCAUAUUGCCCAAGAUAAAACAAAAACGUAUGCGCUCAAAUGCUUGAAAAAGAAGCAUAUCGUGGAGACUCAACAGCAAGAACACGUAUUCAGUGAGAAAAGGAUUAUGAUGAAUUGUAAUCACCAGUUCAUUGCAAAGCUAUUUCGGACGUUUCGGGACAGGAAGUACGUGUAUUUCCUCAUGGAAGCUUGUCUCGGGGGGGAACUUUGGACCAUUUUAAGAGAUCGAGGAUGGUUUGAUGACUCUACUACUCGCUUCUAUCUCGCUUGUGUCAUCAGUGCUGUUGAUUAUCUCCACAGCCGUGGCAUCAUUUAUCGAGACUUAAAGCCCGAGAAUCUUCUAUUGGACGCCAAGGGUUAUGUGAAGAUGGUGGACUUUGGAUUCUCCAAGAGGAUCAACGAGGGAAGUAAGACUUGGACCUUCUGUGGCACACCUGAAUACGUGGCCCCUGAAAUCAUCCUCAACAAAGGACACGACCGCUCGGUGGACUUCUGGUCCCUGGGUGUUCUCAUGUGCGAACUUCUCACGGGAACACCCCCGUUUACUGCAAACGAUCCAAUGAAAAUCUACAACAUCAUUCUGAGAGGUAUUGAGCAACUAGAGUUCCCUCGACACGUCACCAAGACCGCCAUUGCCAUCAUCAAGCGUUUCUGUCGAGAAAAUCCUGCUGAACGCUUGGGUUAUCAGAAAGACGGCAUGUUGGACAUCAAAAAACACAGGUGGUAUCAAGGGUUUGAUUGGGAUGGUCUUGAGGCAAGAACCCUAACACCUCCCAUUAUCUCAAAGCAAGAGAAGAUGUCGGCAGCAGGUCAACCAAACAAUCCUCCUUUAAAUGUAACAGAGUUAGAGGAAGCCAUGAUUUUGACCAUGGACAACUAGAGAGAAUCCCGCCCGUUUUGCCAAUGUGGCCGUCAGAUCCGGUCUCCCUCUGAUGCAUCAAAUUUCGACUCCUAUCCAAGGGAUGAAGAGAUUCCACCUGAUGAGGUGUCUGGCUGGGACGAGUCAUUCUAAUGUAUUAAACAUGUACCACUUCAUAGUUUAACAGACAUAAAUUUGCAUCAGCUUAACA